UCCACAGAUAAACAGCAGACCCGAGGAGAUCCCACAACAGGUGUCAGAGUUUCAGACUGCUGAAAAUAUGGGACGAAAGAAAAUACAAAUUUCUCGUAUUCUGGACCAAAGGAAUAGACAGGUGACUUUCACUAAGCGAAAGUUUGGUUUGAUGAAAAAAGCGUAUGAGCUGAGCGUGCUGUGCGACUGUGAGAUCGCCCUCAUCAUCUUCAACAGCACCAAUCGUCUGUUCCAGUACGCCAGCACAGACAUGGAUAAAGUUCUGCUCAAAUACACCGAGUACAGCGAGCCGCAUGAGAGCCGCACCAACACGGACAUACUGGAGACUCUCCGUAGGAAAGGCCUCGGCCUUGACGGCUCUGAGCUCGACAGUGAGGAGAGCAUGCAGGUGGCCGCAGAAAAAUAUCCUCUGAACGAGGGCAUGGAUCUCACUGUGGCUCGCCAGCGCUUCUAUCCUCCGUCACUGCUCACACCAGAGGCCCAGUUCCUGGUGUCUACAGGUGUAGAGAACGGCUUUGCCAACACCUCUGGAUCCAGCAUGGCCUCCCACAGACCCCCAGGCUUUAAACCUCUAGGAUCCAGACCCAGCUCUGCCAGCCCUGCUGCACCGCACACACACACCGCAUUCAUGUCUCCACACACAGGCAUUGGCUACUCCGUGCUCUCCCAUGGCAACCUGAAUCGCGCCCUGGAGAUGAAGAGCCCUCCUCCUCUGACCCUGGGUGGGGACAGCCUGCGGGGGGACGCUGCUAACCAGGGCAUGGGGGCCACACGCGCCAACCACAACUCUGCUAGGGGCCUCUUGUACCAGGGCUUACACUCUGGCAGCUCCAUGGUGGCCAUGGGCAAGACUGGGCUCCUGGGCCACGGUCUGGGGGGAUACAGCCUCCCCUCCCCAGCAGCAUCUGAGUACAGCCCGCCUGGGUUUUAUCACUCCGUCAGCUUACAGCGAGGAGCCAUGAACCCAUGGCAACCAGCACAGCCGCCCCAGGACACCCACGGGAGUCAUAUAAGCCAAGGGAUGUCCAGUGGGGGGUGCUCCUUCCCCUCCCAAAGCUGCUCCUCAACCUCUCCACAUCUGCCCUCCCUCAACCUUAGCAUCAAAUCAGAGCGCAGUUCUCCAGAGCACAUGUCCUCCCCCACCUCCCCUCCUCUACACCACCUCAGGCAGCAUUCACCAAUGAGCAACCCCGAUGCGGCUCGCCACAGCCCUCCAGAAACCCGUUCAGCCAAUGAGGCGAAGGAGUUUCCCAAAGCCGGCUACCCGCAAGACGAGGAGGAGCCACUCAGGCAGCUAGAGAUAAGUGAUGGGUGGCAGAGAUAGCUUUGACCGCCCUCGUCCCACCCCGGCAUCUUCCAAUCAUCCAUCAAUACCCGUGCUCUCCAACACACACGUAAAAGUAACACAUCACAAUAUGAUAGUACUAUGAUGGGGUCGAUCUGUCCCCCAACAUCCAGGUGUGUGUGGACUUUGUCUCAUCACACAGAGCUGGUCUCUCCUGGGCAGUAAAGAAUUUCCUCUGCAUCAUGUGAUCGAUCCUCUGAUGAGAUAACAUGUAUACAGAUAUCAGAUUUUUUUUGUUUUGUUUUGUUUUGUUGUGUGUGGAGCUAAUGUGAAUGGAAUGAAAUUUGGAUUGUGUUAGUUUAGUUCUGUGACAUCACCGAAGUUAGUGACAGCAGCACAGCGGGACCAUCUGGAGUUGUCCAGUUGACUAAAACCCAAAAUAUUGUAGAUUUUUGGCUUCACAACCUGUAAAAUUACCCCAAACAGGUUACUUUUACUUCUAAAUAUGACCUCAGAGAGUAACAGUAAGGCGUGUUCAAUUCAUUUUUUAACCAGAUGCAGUGAAAAAAUAUCUCAAAUCACAGUAAACCACUGUGAUGUACUAUACGGCAUAAAUGACAAAUUCCUGUAUUGUACUUUAAUUUUUGACAUAAAUAAGAAAAUGUGUCUAUAACAAGAUUUGAGUUUUCUUGGCAUCAGAGAGUCUCAGGGAUUCGUUCUGUGCUUUUUAGUAAGACUACAGUUGUUAAUAAGCUAAGCUUUAAUUAUUCCUCCAAAUUAUGGUCAGUUUAAUCCAUUUAUUUACCCAAUAAAAAAUAUUGACAGCCUAAAUGAUGACCAAAGUGUUUAAUCUUCAUCAAUAUGCAAUGCACUCAAAUACUGCAACAGCCAAAGACGUUUUUGCCUAUGUAUGAUUAAAUUUGAUUUCAAAAGUUAAAUAUUAAUUAUAUUUUUUUCAUACACAACACUUUUUACCAACAGCUUUACUUAGUGAACACAUUUUAUAGAUAUUACUGUGUUAUGAUAUUUAGAUGGUGAUACAGGAUGUUUUAUUUAAAGCCACAAAAUAAACAUUUUACUGAGUCAUAUCUGCUUUAGUUCUGUUCAUAUUCUUUUACAACCAAAGCCCCAGGAAAACAUAAAUGUAUGUCAUUGAAUGCAGCCUGGCCAAAAAAAAAGUCCCCACCUGGAUUUAAGUAAGAAAAUAGUUUAGACUCUUCCACUGGAUAAUAACUGCUGUGAUGAAUAUGUUUCACCAAUAAAUUGUUUCACUCAAACUGAUGCAGUAGCUUCACAUUUCUUAAACAACCAUCAGUGUGAUAGAGGGACUAAAGAUUGGACUGUAUUUCAAUGGAAAAAGGUCAUGUGGUCUGAUGAGUCCAUAAUGACCCUGUUCUAGAGUGAUGGACGAAUCAGAGUGGAGAGAGGUGAAUGAAGUGAUUACCCAUCAUUAGUGGCGACUCGUCAAUAGAGGGCGCUGCCCCC
Messenger RNA from Sphaeramia orbicularis (orbiculate cardinalfish), 2770 nucleotides. RefSeq names its product myocyte enhancer factor 2b (gene mef2b). The record is from RefSeq and is a predicted model, not a curated record. The transcript is spliced from 9 exons. NCBI's taxonomy places the organism in Eukaryota, Metazoa, Chordata, Actinopteri, Kurtiformes, Apogonidae. Gene Ontology annotation, molecular function: RNA polymerase II cis-regulatory region sequence-specific DNA binding; DNA-binding transcription factor activity, RNA polymerase II-specific; protein dimerization activity. The coding region runs from base 68 to 1324 and encodes 418 amino acids. Gene Ontology annotation, biological process: positive regulation of transcription by RNA polymerase II; cell differentiation; heart development.